AUGAGGGAGCCGGAGUCAUCCAGCCCAGAGGUGGAGCCCCAGAGCCUCAGGGCAUCUCCUCGAGGCCCCCUAAGGAGCCUGUCAAAGCAGUCCUGUGAGAACCAGGGGAAUCUUCUCCACUUUGAUCGGCAAGCCCCAGGCCGAAUUUCCACCUCUCCCACUUUGAGGAGACUGCGGGGUCGGGGCUGUGGAACAUCGCACUCCCUGCCUCAGCAAGAAACCCUGGAAGGGCCCACGGGGGGCAGCUGGAAGGAGCCUGCAGGCUGCCCGUGUUAUCUUUCCAAGAGUCUACCUGGAAGCCCAAAGGAUUCUUCGCACUCCUUAUGGCCCUGGGAACUCCACUCAAGAUUGCCUCCAGACCCCAAAAGGACCCUCAAGGCAGCUGAUUCAUUGGAGCCCCAGACAGGACCCACAGAUGAGGAUACCCUUCCUGUCCUUCAGCCCCUUGAUGAGGGGUCCCUUCCCCAGGCCUGUCUUCCAGAGAGAGUUGGCCACUCGUUGCCCAGCCCCACUGCACGGCCCCCGAGGUCUCAGGGAGAAGAAUUUCAUCAAUCCAGGUUCUACGAGCACAGACGGAGUUCUGUGGUGCUCAACUUGCCUGGACUUGAGGUAUUCCCAGGGGACCUUCUGGUGUCAGCUGGAGCUGCCGAUUACCUGUGCCACCCACUUCUGCUGCUGAAUUCAGAAUCCAAAAAGUCAAGAUGGCCUUUCUCCAAGAGAGGAGUGGGCAAAGACAAACACAAGCAUAUAUCUGAUCUGGAAAAUUGCCUUUCCUCUGUGAAGGUUACAGACUUCAGCCGCUAUGAGUUCCACAGCCUUAAGGAUAAGACCUGGAAUGAAGUCAUGGAAACACAUCAAAAACUUCCUACUGAUCAAUUAGACUUGAGAAAGCAGCAAGAGGCCUUGUGGGAACUUUUCACGAGUGAAUGCACUUAUUUCUUGGACCAUUUAUUAGUUCUUAAGAUGAUCUUCAUGAAUACACUAAAAUAUCUACAGACUCAUGAAUAUCUCCUGGAUGUGGAUUUAUGGAGACUUUUUGCAAACCUGGAGGAGUUAAGUCAGACGAGCUUUCAUUUUGUGACCAGUCUCUUUGCCAUCAUCAAAGACUACAUCGAUGCUUCUGAGACUUCACCAUCCAUGGAUUUCAUUUCUGUGCUCACAAAGUAUUUCCGAGGGAGCCUUUGUCAGAGCCACCAGACCUACUGCCUGAAUUACUCAGCUGCUGUCUUUUAUCUCGAGAGCCUGAGGCAGAGAGAGGACUUUGGAAUUUAUUUAAAAUGGUGUGAGAAAAAUGAAAAGUGCAGACGCCUUCACCUGCCUGAGCUGCUAGUGGCCCCACUACACAGGCUGACUCGAUAUCCCUUGUUGCUGAAGAAUAUCUGGAAAAGGAGUACAGACUCUACUGAGAAAAUCAUGAUCUACUCCAUGAAAGAAAAGGUGGAAAAGUCAAUCCGGGAUCUUGAAGGAAAAGUGAAGUGGCUGGAUAAUUUCCAAAAGUUUAGACAUCUACAGGAGAUCAUAGUGUGGCCUCCACUUUGGGAUAGAGAUAAAAGGUUUUUCAUUCCAGAGUGCCUGAAACAUGUUUUUAAAGAACACAUGGCAGAAAACAUCCUGUCACCAAGCAACAGACACCUUCUCUAUGAGGGAAAAUUAACUCUUGCAGAAAGUACAAGAUUCCUGGAUGUUUAUCUGUUCCUCUUUGAUGAUUUCCUCUUAGUUACGAAAACUAAGCGCAACAAAAAGAAAGGUGGAGGUUCAGACACCACUUAUAUGUGUCCUUCACUUACUGCUGAGCUGCAAACAGUAAUAAAAGAGGGUGGUUCAUGUACGGUUCUCGAUCAGCCCAUUCCACUCGAUAGAUUGGUAGUCAAAAGUAUCGAUCCACUCCAUGUGUCAGUCGUUGGCCUGAGACAUGCUUUCCUUAUUCAACAUGAAAACAGAUAUCGACAGUGCAUAGCAGCGUUCUUACUACAGGCCCAAACGGAAAACAUCAAAAAAACAUGGAUUACACAAAUAACAGCAGCAAUCUCUUGCUUCACCAAGAAUCAGGAAAUCAAGAACAUGUCUUUAUUCACAUCGCCUGUAGAAUCCUCUGAAAUUUAGGGACCUAAAACAAUCUUUUUAGACACGAGAGAUUAAGGUAGUCUUUCAUUCAAACUUCUGUAACAGUUAGUGAUGAGUUAGAAGGAAAUGUGCAUUAUAAAGAAGUUCCAGAAUUUGAGAAUUUGAGCUAGGAAAAUCGUCUAGAGGAAGAAAUUUGAACUUGGAGGAAUUUCUUGACAAGUAUGUACUGAUAUCCAGACUGCAUUAAAAUGUUUCGAUCAGGCUUCCCAGAGGAAUGAAGGGUGGUGCUACUAUCAUUUGUAAAGGGUGAGUGGCCAGAUGAAUGGGAGUAGAGGAGGGAAACGCUGAGUGUGUCCCAUAUAAAUUACGGCAUCUUACUCUGUGUAUAUCUAUAAUGAACUCGACUUUCCUACAUGGCUGUAAAUCGGUCUGACUGCUUUGCAGUCCUACGUCACACACAAUGAUAAUUCUUUUGAUACAAAGUUUGAUUGCUAUUUUAAUACAUUAAGCAAUAAAUAAGGUCUACAUUUAAUAGCAGUUUGGAAAUUCCUAUUCUCCAACAGUUUACUAACCUCAGGUAUACUUCAUAAUACUCUAACGCGGAAGUAGAAAAUCCCAACGACUAAAUUCCAUUAUUUUAAGAAAGAAAAAGCAAAUAUCUGUUCCAGUUUCACAAGUUAAUACUUAUACAUGGGAUAUUUUAUUAGGAAUAGUAAGAUAUCUUUCUCUAUACCUCACUUUUUGAAGAAUGAUGGAGUUUGGCAUAAAACUACCUUCUGGUUUCCAGUGUGUGUUUGUGUGUGUAUGUUUUAACAUAGUGCAGCCACUUAAUUUGGCAGGACUUGAAACUUCAUUAGAAUUUUUAUUAAGAAAGGCAGCUUGAAGUAUUAUAUUAUCAUGAUGGAAUGCACUAUUAACUACAUUUAAGGCACUAGUUUUUAUGGUCAGAUUAUAUCAAAUGGAAAUUCACAUAUUUCAAUUUCAGCCAUGGUACCUUGGAGUAAAUAUAUCAACUUGGGCUGCAAAGACAAAUACCUGAACUGAUCUCUUUCAGUUGAAGAAGGGGAUAGUGAAGAGGAAGCUUGGGCAAGUCAUGUGUACAGUUAAUUCUUUGAGGAAAACACAAAUUUCACUAUGCAAAUGGGCAGUACAGAUGAGUGCAGCACAAAGGCUCUUAUGCAAAGGCCGAGUCUCUGUGUAAUAAUGUCAGACACUUAUAGGAGUAAGUGAAAAUAAAAGGGAAAUCUGGAAAGCAGUAACUACUUUUAAUAUCUAAAAAUAAUUGGGAAAAAAGACAAAGAAAGGGAGAAUAGACUUCAAGUGAGUUCUUAGAGAUGGAACUUGGAUGAGAUUGAAAGCAAUUUAUGUCCAGGAGAAGACAAAUAAACUUAUGCAAAGCAAGAUUCAGGGAAAAAAUUCUGGU
This is a messenger RNA of Rhinolophus ferrumequinum (greater horseshoe bat), 3487 nucleotides long. RefSeq names its product pleckstrin homology and RhoGEF domain containing G7 (gene PLEKHG7). Gene Ontology annotation, molecular function: guanyl-nucleotide exchange factor activity. The coding region runs from base 1 to 2103 and encodes 700 amino acids. The transcript is spliced from 16 exons. Lineage: Eukaryota; Metazoa; Chordata; Mammalia; Chiroptera; Rhinolophidae. Gene Ontology annotation, biological process: Rho protein signal transduction. The record is from RefSeq and is a predicted model, not a curated record.